GCGCUGAGUUGCCUACAUCGUGCACUGGAGCAGUCCCUGGCCCCGGAUGCGGCUCUUUGGAGCGCCGUGGUCUCGGCGUGCGGUGAUGCCGGCGAGUGGCAGAGGGCUUUGCUGAUCUUCAAGACUGCGCGGCACGUGGAUAUCGGAGCUCAGUGGCAGCUUGGCCUGGACUUCUUGGCAGAGAUGCGGCUGGCAGGUGUUUCAGAACAGCCCGGCCUGAGGAAGAGGACCAAAGAUGUCCAAGUCAGUGACCGGUUGGUGGCUUUCGGUGCUGCAAUGAGUGCUGCGGAACGGCGCAACUGGUUGUGGGCAUUGCGUCUGGCUGAAAGCCUGAGCCAGGAG
Symbiodinium sp. CCMP2592 is the source of this 342-nucleotide messenger RNA. Lineage: Eukaryota; Dinophyceae; Suessiales; Symbiodiniaceae. The record is from the annotation of a GenBank genome assembly.